CAGCACUGCAUAACUUUCGUAUCGCUUUGCGUACAGGAAAAGGAAUAUUACCGUGCACAACGGUAUAUAUAUACUUUUCCGCAAUAGGCUGACGUAUAUUUCACGAGACAUUUUAGCCUGUGGUUGUGAACACACAUAUCUUCCAAUGUUGGGACAUUCAAUGAAAAGUCGAUAGGAUUUACUGCUAUCUACGUUAGUCAACACCGCUACCUGUAUCAUCGUGUCUCUAUUUGUGUUUUUGUGUUUGUGUUGUGUUUGCGUGGGCGGCAGUUGGGAGGUCAUCGGCACGUUCCCCGGCUCCCAGAAACUAUCCACCCCUUGGUACUCAACGCGCCUUCACUCUUCCAAACGCCGCUAGGCACUAUCAUUCGUUGUGAGCUCCCUUCGGCACAUCCCGAAGCCAGGGUACGGUCUGGCACCGCGAAGUCACACCUUCUCCUCGACCGGCGGUUCUGUAUCUGCUCUCCCUGGUGAUUAUUCGUUCAGUGGGAUGGGAGACAAGACGCACAGCACUGAUUUCUCAUCUGGCAAAUCAGAUAUAUCGACAGGCAGCAUCACGGAUGUGGAUCGACGGGCAUUGGUAUGUACCACAGCCCCAUACUACUCCCGGCGAAUUAGCAUGAAUGAUGGUGGUAUGCUGCCAUCAUCCACCACGUAUACAGGUGGCCUAGGUUCGGUAGUCGGAAAUCAUGGGGGCCAUCACGUAAGGAGAUCACUGCCAGACAUGGGAACAGCGCCGUCCGAACCACCGAAACUCUACCCUUACCAUUUACUUGUCAUUACCAACUACAGGCUGCCCGCUGACGUGGAUCGUUGCAAUCUCGAACGACACCUCUCCGAUGCGGAAUUCGAGGCAGUUCUUCAGUAUAGUCGCGCCGAGUUCUACAGACUACCACAGUGGCGUCGCAACGAAAUCAAAAGACGUGCCCGACUGUUCUAACCGGUGGCAAUUACGCUACGUGUUCUAUUUAUUACCUUCAUCAUGUCACGACUGUAUUACCGUGCUAUAGAGUGUACAUUCCUCCGGCGUAUAAGAAAAAGAAAAAAGGGAACCAACGAUUCAUACUGGUUUUCUGUCACGAACAUCGAUAUCGAACGAGGCAUUAUCGUCAUCGUUGCGAGUGGAAAAAUCGAUCAAGCGAGAGAGUAUCUUGAUCGCACGCUCAUACACUCACGAAGACACGUAUAAAUGCAUACACACACGUUUGUCAUUCACAUAAUGACGCAAAUACAUAAACUCAAAGGAGCACAGUAUCGUUCAAUGUCAAUUUCGUUCUCUCAGCAACGAAUCCACAGGCAGCUUGACUCUGAUCGUUGACAAAUUAUUUCAUCGUCACCUGUGACUUCGGUGCUUCUUUCGGGAGAAUUUUUGCUGUUUAAAACGAAGAGAAAGGGAGAAGUAUGUUCAUCUGUUUCUGUGAUUGACAGAAAAGACCUGCCAUAUAAAUCGAAAGGCGAAACAGAAAAUGGGGGAAAAAAAAAACGUUGCAACCUUCGAACGCUUGAGCCGACAUUGUUAACGAGAGAAGAGGAUAUAUUGUAUGUAAAUCGAUUAUCUAUUGGCGACGACCGUUUUCUCAGAUAGAAAGACGACUUGAAAGGGAAAAGGAGAGAAGAGAAAGCUGUUACUAUCCUGUAUCUAAUAUGCACACUUUCAUGGCCAUGAAUUUCCAUGGUUUGAAAAGUGAAAACGGUAGAUGGGUAAUAAUUUUAGAGAAGUAGCUGAACGUAAGGGUGGCGAGCAUCGUCUGAGGUUUUAUCAUUUAACAAGAACAUCGUCUUUGUAACUUAGAGUUGUAACCCGCGAAUGUCGACGUAUAUGUAAUUACGCGACGGGGAUAUGUGCAAGAUUCAAAGCGAAUAAAAGAAUAGAGAAAUGGUAACACUCAUUGAUACGUACAAGUUGUUGUAAAUAAACGAAUCGAAAGGGAGGGAAAGAAGCAACGCAAGUACGAAAAUAUAUACAUAUACGUAUAUGUAUGUACAUAUAUAUCAUUUUGAGAAUUCGCUUGAAUCACAAAACACAUCUACUAUUUGCAAGGGGUUAUAACAAACGCGCUGCUAUCAUAGGAGCUAUCAUUAUUAUUAUUAAUUUUUAACUAUUAUUAUUAUUAUUAUUAUUAUUAUUAUUAUUAUUAUAUUUUACUAUAAGAACAACAUGAAAAAUUUAAAGUAUAGGUAGAUAGGAAGUCCAGCUUGCCGGAUGACAUAAUUAUCAACGUAUUUAAAUACUAUCGUCUAUUUUGCAUGUUGUUUCACUAUUUUAACGCAGACGACGCAUCUGUUGAUAAACUAAUCUAUAUAUAGGUAUAAGAGUUUCCUCAACUCGAUUUCUCUAGCGAUACAAGCAAAAACGUUCUGCGGUGCGGGCGGUCAGAGAUAUAUAAAGAACGAAUAUAUAUCGCGAAAUAUAUCCAUAUGUAUUUUGGAUAAACGAAAGUUAUCGAGUAAUGGAAAGAUGAAAAAAGAAAAAAAAAAGAAAUAACAUUUACUACAGCCAGUUGUUCUAUUCUGGUGCAAGUAUGUUAGACGGCAAGCUGAGGACGCGAAAGAAGGAGUGUGCGUACGUUGAAAUAAAUACAACUGUUGAAUUUCUCGGAAUGGUUUGUCAAAAUGUCGCAACGUUACGUUCAAAAAAGCUUGAUGAAGAAAGAAGAAAAAGAAAGAACGGGGUACGUUUUCGAUCUGGCAGGGGAAAAGUUACACGCGGGAAUGUACGUACAUACUUUGAACGAGAUGAAAAUUGCAUUUUAUUCUACACUUCGUCUCUUACCCUAAGUCAUACGUGCCUAUAUAUAAAUGUCGGCGGACAUUUCUGAACACGAGAAGCCGUGAGAGAGCGCAUUCAACAAAGUACACGUUGUGUACGUUAGUGCAAUUCCCUGCAGUUUUCUCUUGUGGCUUCGUUUACGAGGACGUGCUCCAUGAUCUUAUGCAAUGUGACUCAAUGUGAGCUCGCGAAACGAAGAGGAAGAAAUCAUAAAAAUUAAGAAAGAAAAUCAGUGCCGCGUAAAGGAGUAUGCUAUAUAUUUGUGUGUAUACUUCGUGCAGGAGGAAUCAAAAGGGACAGAAAUAAAAUCUGCGUAAUAUCGUUUCUCGUUUCCUAGUGGUUCGCUUUUGUACACACAGUACCAAUAAAUUGCAAUACUUAUCUUUCA
Messenger RNA from Frieseomelitta varia, 3158 nucleotides. It is a transcript of the gene Unc-115a, whose product is annotated as dematin-like. The coding region runs from base 491 to 940 and encodes 149 amino acids. Gene Ontology annotation, biological process: cytoskeleton organization; lamellipodium assembly. Gene Ontology annotation, molecular function: actin filament binding. Gene Ontology annotation, cellular component: actin cytoskeleton. The record is from RefSeq and is a predicted model, not a curated record. The transcript is spliced from 6 exons. Lineage: Eukaryota; Metazoa; Arthropoda; Insecta; Hymenoptera; Apidae.